GAGCGUUUCUGUGGUUGCCUGGUUGGGAGUGGGGAUGUAGGGGACAGGAAGCAAAGCUAGCUUGAGUUUUAAAAGUUAGGUUUCUAGAGAGGACCGCAGCGCUGGCAACAGGCCCGGUUAGGUCCGGAGCAGGCUGGUGUGUCCAGUACAGACCUGCACGCGACGCCCUCCACUGACGGAGGAGAUUGGGUUGGGGGAAGCUGCAUCUAGGUCAGCGAGGGCAAGACGAAGACGGACAUUGACGCGGGUCCCCUCCCAAUCCCGGCUACAGGGCGUCUGGCGGGAAGCCGAUUCCAGACCUAAGACCGAGUCUUCAGGUUUCCCCGUCACCCCAGAACCUUCUCGGCACUUCCGCUAAAAACCUGGCGGCCAACCUCGGAGCCCGCACCGCAGCGCGCAGGCGCGUCGGGACGGGGGGAGGCCGAGGACGCAGACGGAGGAGGCGUGUGAUCCGAAGGAAAACCUCCUGUGCGCCUGCGCCGUCCUCUCCUCCUCCCCGCCCCCCGGUCGGGGGGAAACAAACCCGGAGCCGUUGUCGCGCACUCUCCGGACUCCCGGCCGGGGUUGAUCUUCAGUCGUCAGUGCAGCGUCGCGUCGCGUCGCUUGCCCCGAGAGCUCCACAGGGGUGUUGGGAGGUGAUCUCUUCCGUUAACAGCUGUGUGCUGUCAACUCCUAAAUAUUUAUCUAUCUCAGACUUCUCUCCUGAACUCCAGAUCCUUAUAUUAUACUGUCUGUUGGAUAUCUUCACCAGGAUGUUCUCAAGGCAUUACAAGAGUUAAAUUCUGAAUAAAUCUACAGGUAGGAUGGACAGUUAUUUUAAAGCAGCAGUCAGUGACUUGGACAAACUCCUAGAUGAUUUUGAACAGAACCCAGAUGAACAAGAUUAUCUCCAAGAUGCACAAAAUGUGUAUGACUCUAAUUACUGUUCAGUUUCUUCAGAGUUAGUUUCCUCACAACUGACAUCGCUGCCACCAAAGUAUCAACAAUGCAUUAAUAGUUGCGCCUCAUCAGAAACAUGCUAUGAGACAAACCAGAUUGCCCUGAAUGAAAAAACCCUUGAGGGGCUAACUUGUAAACAAAAUGAAAAAAAUGUAGCAGGACUUGAUCUUCUUUCUUCUGUGGAUAGUGGUACUUCAUAUGAAGUCAAACCUUUAUAUAUGGGACGAUGUAGUAAACCUGUCUGUGAUCUGAUAAGUGAUAUGGGUAACUUCGUUCAUGCAGCUAAUAGUGAAGAAGAUAUUAAAAAAUUAUUGCCAGAUGAUUUUAAGUCUGGUACAGAUUCUUUGAUUGGAUUGGAUUUAUCUUUAGUGUCAGAUACUUACUGUGUUUCCUCAGCAGAUCAUGGUAGUGAUACUGUCACAGAGGAACAGAAUGAUGUUACCUCUGAAUUACAAAAUAGAGAAGUCUGUGGAACCAAAGAAUUGGGUAUAAAAAUAGACACAACACUUUCAGAUUCAGGUAAUUAUAGCGGAACAGAAAAUUUAAAGGGUAAAAAGAUCUCUAAUCAGUUAGAACCAACUGAUUUGAGCAUGCCGUCUCCUUUGACUGAGCAAAGUUCCAAAAUGUUUGAUGCCAAAGACAACGUACAACACAAGAACCAGCCUUGUGAAUUAUUAAAAGAUGAUGGCUGUUCGGUAAAAGAGGAGGUAGAUGUAGCAGUCAUAGCUGCCACCAAAUGUUUAAAAGAAGGAGACAGCACAAGUGCUUUGCCUUGCAGUCUUCCAAAAAAUGAAGGUUUAUGUUUAAAUGAUUCUAACUCAGGAGAUGAAAAUCCCAGAUUACAUGAUGUUUCCUUUCAGGAAGAUAAGACUGCUUUAUUUAUAAAACAAUCUAUAAAAGAAAACUCAAGAAAUUUAGACUUUCAAGAUAAUGAUGUACUCCAAGAUUCUUCUUCAACUUUACAUGUUUCAGGUGAAGAUGUGCAAUCCUCACUGUCCUGUCUUCCAGUAUCUGGGUCUUUGUGUGGAUCAUUAAUGGAAAGUAAAGCGCAUGGUGAUUGUUUACCACACAACGAGCAUAAAGAUAACAUACAAGAUGCAGUCACUGUGCAUAAAGAAAUACAGAAGACUGUUAUUCUAGGUGAGGAACCAUUUAAAGAGACUGAUCUUUUGAAACAGGAAAAAUUUAAAAAUAUAAUUUGUCAGCCAUUUAUUGAAAGAAUAGGAGAUGGAAAGAUAGAUGCUGACCAAACCGUAACCACAGCGGAAUCUUCGAAUUACUCUGAUAACAACAAUUCUGCAGCUGCAGAAUCUGCAGAGGAACUUUCUGGUGCUAAUGCCCCAGAGUCUCCUGAUUAUUGUGAAGGCCUCACUUUUUUAAGCAGUUGUAUUAAUGGGCAAGACUUAGGUUACUUCAAUAUUGAGGAAGGCAUGAAAAGCGACGCACUUAUUAGUGAUGCCGAACUUGAUGCCUUUCUGACCAAACAGUAUCUUCAGACCACUAACAUAAAGCCUUCUGAAGAAAAUGUCAAUGACUCAAAAUCUCCGAUGACUCAGAUGGCUAUGGAAGGCCUAGAUGAUGGAACCAUCAGUAAUAUAUAUUUCAAUGCUGAAGCAGAAGCUAUUGGAGAAAGCCCUGGUAUUAGUACGACUUGUGGAACAGUUGAUAAACAAAAUGCAACAGAAAAUGGUGACCUUUCUUUAGGAGAAAAAAGCACAAUUCCAACUGAACAAGGGUUAUCUAGCAGUAAGUCUGAGCUUACAAGUGAAUUAUCACCCUCUGAUAUUAAUAAUGAGUCUCUUCAUGUUGGAGGAGCCAGACCUAAGCAGUUGUUUAGCCUUCCAUCCAGAGCAAAGAAUUCAAAGGAAUUGAAUAAGCUGGAUAUUCCAAAGCUGCCUGAAAGUGAACUCAGUGUGGCAAAUGCCGUUGCCCCAGCCACUGGUACUGCAGAUUCUGGAACUGAUCCUCAGGUUAGCUUCAACUCUAAUUACAUUGAUAUAGAAAGUAAUUUUGAAGCUGGACCCAGUUUUGUAACUCCAGACAAAGAAUCUCUUCCUAUACCUAAAAAACCUUGUGAAGAAGGCUUGGUUUUGGGGCAGAAACAGCCUUCUUGGGUUCCUGAUUCAGAAGCUCCAAACUGUAUGAACUGCCAAGUCAGAUUUACUUUUACAAAACGGCGACACCACUGCAGAGCAUGUGGGAAAGUGUUUUGUGGUGUCUGUUGUAAUAGGAAAUGUAAACUGCAGUACCUAGAAAAGGAAGCAAGAGUAUGUGUAGUCUGCUAUGAGACUAUUAGUAAAGCUCAGGCAUUUGAAAGGAUGAUGAGUCCAACUGGUUCUAAUCAUAAAUCUAAUCGUUCUGAUGAAUGUGCCACCGUCCAGGCUGUCCAGGAGACCCAAACAUCCAGUAACACUUCACCUAUAGCUUUACCAACCUCAGCACUUAAACAACCAAGUAUUGAAGGAUUGUGUUCUAAAGAACAGAAGAGGGUACGGUUUGCAGAUGGUAUAUUGCCCAAUGGUGAAGUUGCAGAUACAACAAAAUUAUCAUCUGGAAAUAAAAGAUGUUCUGAAGACUUUAGUCCUCUCUUACCUGAUAUGCCCUUGCUGGAAAACACAGUGGAUUAUGCCCAUUCUACUACAGUGGAAAAACCAAAUGAGAUAGGAGAUAAUACAAGAAAUGAGAUUAUUCAAAACCCAAUUUCUCAGGAUUCAUCUGUGGAAAAACUGCUUAUCAACCCAGGAACUGAGGGGUUACCUACUUCUGGUUCUUUUGUACUAGAGGAUGAUGUUUUUGCAGAAAUUGAGCAACCAUCUAGUCCUGUUGGUGUUGUCUUAGUAAACAAUAAUUUACCUGUUGCGAGUAUUUCAGAUUAUAAAUUACUGUGUGGUAUUGACAAGUAUGUUUCCAAUAAGAUUAGUCUUCUACCCAAUGAUGAAGACAGUUUGCCCCCACUUCUGGUUGCAUCUGGAGAAAUGGGAUCAGUGCCCGUAGUAGAAGAACAUCCAUCUCGUGAGCAGAUCAUUUUGCUUCUUGAAGGUGAAGGGCUUCAUCCUGUUACAUUUGUCCUAAAUGCUAAUCUACUCGUGAAUGUCAAGUUGGUAUUUUAUUCCUCAGACAAAUAUUGGUACUUCUCAACCAAUGGAUUGCAUGGCUUGGGACAGGCAGAAAUUAUAAUUCUAUUGUUAUGUUUGCCAAAUGAAGAUACUAUUCCUAAGGACAUCUUCAAACUGUUUAUCACCAUUUAUAAGGAUGCUCUAAAAGGAAAAUACAUAGGAAACUUGGACAAUAUUACCUUUACUGAGAGUUUUCUCAGUAGCAAAGAUCAUGGAGGAUUCUUGUUUAUUACACCUACUUUUCAGAAACUUGAUGAUCUCCCCUUACCAAGUAAUCCUUUUCUUUGUGGAAUUCUUAUCCAGAAGCUAGAGAUUCCCUGGGCAAAGGUGUUUCCUAUGCGUUUAAUGUUGAGACUGGGUGCAGAAUAUAAAGCGUAUCCUGCUCCUCUAACAAGUAUCAGAGGCCGAAAACCUCUUUUUGGAGAAAUAGGACACACCAUUAUGAAUUUACUUGUUGACCUUCGAAAUUACCAGUAUACCUUGCAUAAUAUAGAUCAGCUCUUGAUUCAUAUGGAAAUGGGCAAAAGCUGCAUAAAAAUACCUCGGAAAAAAUAUAGCGAAGUAAUGAAAGUAAUAAAUUCUUCUAAUGAGCAUGUCAUUAGCAUUGGAGCUAGUUUUAGUACAGAAGCAGAUUCUCAUCUAGUCUGUGUACAGAAUGAUGGAGUUUAUCAAACACAAGCCAACCGUGCAACUGGGCAUCCUAGGAAAGUGACAGGUGCAAGUUUUGUGGUAUUCAAUGGAGCUCUAAAACCAUCUUCAGGGUUCCUUGCCAAGUCCAGCAUAGUUGAAGAUGGCCUUAUGGUACAAAUAACUCCAGAGACCAUGGAUGGCUUGCGGCUAGCUCUACGAGAGCAAAAAGACUUUAAAAUUACAUGUGGGAAAGUCGAUGCAGUAGACCUGAGAGAAUAUGUGGAUAUCUGCUGGGUAGAUUCUGAAGAGAAAGGAAACAAAGAUGUUGUCAGUUCAGUGGAUGGAAUAUCAUUACAAGGAUUUCCAAGUGAAAAAAUAAAACUGGAAACAGAUUUUGAAACUGAUGAAAAGAUUGUGAAGUGUACUGAGGUGUUCUACUUUCUAAAGGACCAGGACUUACCUGUUUCAGCAACUUGUUAUCAGUUUGCAAAAGAAAUUGCCAUGGCUUGUAGUGCUGCACUGUGCCCUCAUCUGAAAACUCUAAAGAGUAAUGGGAUGAAUAAAAUUGGACUCAGAGUUUCCACUGACACUGAUAUGGUUGAAUUUCAGGCAGGAUCUGAAGGUCGUCUUCUUCCUCAGCAUUAUCUAAAUGAUCUCGAUAGUGCUUUGAUCCCUGUCAUCCAUGGUGGAACCUCCAACUCUACUAGUUUACCAUUAGAAAUAGAAUUAGUAUUUUUCAUUAUAGAAAAUCUUUUUUAGUGGGAGGAUGUGUCAUAUUAAAUAUUACAAAGUGAUUUGUUAGAACUCUGGCACUAAAACUGAAGUGCUUUGCACUAAAUAUUUACACUAAAAGCAAAUAUGUUUGAUAUUUGAAACACAUAAGCUUUGCUUUUUAGGCAGGAAUUGUCUUUUUAAAUCAUAAGCAUGACAUUUAAAACUCCAAAAAUUGAAGGGAGUUACAAGUACUAAAAAAGCAAGAACUUCUUCUGCCUAAGAAAUAGUGACAUUUACUGUGUCAUUAAGUGCUAAGCCAAAGUGUCUGCACUUAGGUAUACCUCUUUAUGCCAAUAACGGUUUUAAUGACAGCUAUCUUCAGAUGUAACCUUGUGGGGGAAUAUCAGUUCUGUGUAUAUGCCAGUUAGAUUGCUGGCUUCUAAACUCUGUUAGAAAUGCAUUGCAGUGGCACAGGCCAGUUUUCAGAGCAUAGACUUAAAUGAUAAUUCUUUGAAUAAAGCAGAUAACUUAAUUGUGUAACUGGAGUGGAGAUCUACCUCCAUGAUUAGAUAAACUCUGAUUGUUUGAAUUAAAACCAGAAUUUUGCCUUUUUUCUUCUCGAAUUAUUAUAUAUAUAUAUAUGUUUUUUCUUGAUUAAAUGGGUAUACUUAAAUAAAUUGUGGGUGCUUUAGGACCUCGUGCUUCUAUAGUUAAGUAUAUUGUUUUUAUAGAGAGAACAUAUGAUUUAGUAUGUGUUUUAUAAAUCUUUAAUAAUUUAUAAGUAGGUGAUAUUUUUCUAUUACAGUGCAUUAUUUCCCCGCCUUUCCUUCCAAAGUAUACCACUGCGUUUAACACUUGUAAGAGAGACAGCAGGCCAGAUGACCCCGGAGGUAGUCAUAAUGUAGCAAUAAAUGAAGCAAUGAAGCAAGCUUUUUUUUACUUCCACUUUAAUCCUUAGAAUUUUCUUGGCAACUCUUCGUAUUUUCGUGGAUACCAAUGUAUUAAGUAUAAAUUUUAAUGAACUAAUUACUUUUGUGUAUUUAAAUUCUUUAUAUGGCAGUCAUUUUUGAUAAUGGAAUAUUAACAUAAGUUAAACUCUGUAUUUGAAGGAUACAUGAAACUUGUGCUUGAGUUACAGAGGUCCUUUGACCCAGAUCACAUUUCAGAAGCUGUUGCAGAGCUUUCCUUUUUACUUCAAACAGCAAAACAAAAGUCUGUGUGUUAAAAAAAAAAAAAGGGCAUAUUUUGAUUACUCCUGUCAUUUAAGUUAUAUAAAACUAUCAUUAUUUUGAUUUUUUUUUUAUUAUGUGGAGUAUAUAUAUAUGUUUUUGUAUCAAAAACACUCCUUGUAUAUCUCAAGAAAAAGAAAUUACACACAAUAGCCCCAUUU
Messenger RNA from Loxodonta africana (African savanna elephant), 6789 nucleotides. RefSeq names its product zinc finger FYVE-type containing 16 (gene ZFYVE16). Gene Ontology annotation, cellular component: early endosome membrane. The transcript has 19 exons. The coding region runs from base 804 to 5444 and encodes 1546 amino acids. The record is from RefSeq and is a predicted model, not a curated record. Gene Ontology annotation, biological process: endosomal transport; protein targeting to lysosome. Gene Ontology annotation, molecular function: metal ion binding. Lineage: Eukaryota; Metazoa; Chordata; Mammalia; Proboscidea; Elephantidae.